AUGCGACCGUUCAUUUCAACCCCCCGAAGCCUCCCUGGUACUCUUCCUAGGAGCACACCUCCGGUCAAGUCCAUACUCAAGCCUGCUUCGAUUCUGGGCCGAAGGAAAGACCAAGACGAUCAGCCCAGCGAGGGCUCCGAGGCCCAAGAUCCGACCAGCAAGCGCCGCAAAGUGUUCUUCGACGAUAUAAAGAAUGUGACGUACGAAGUCGGCCGGCGGACAAUGGAUGAAAUCAAGCUGGAAGUGCGCAUGGCGCUCGAGGCCCACCUCCGAGGAGAUGACGGCCAGUACGACGGGUUGAAGGAGAUGUUCGCCAACGACAAAAAGAGAUACCUACCGCCGGUCGUGGGAGAAGAGGAGGACACGCUGAAGCCGCACGAGCUGCAAGUUUACCUCAUGGCUCUGACUGGCUGCAUCCCUAUUCUGAAGAGCAAGGACUGCAACGGCCUGGUCAAGGUCAUUCUCAACUGCUCCUGGCUGGGACGAGAUGCUGCAUUUGUCAAAGUGUUUACGCAUUUCCUCGCCGCACUGGUCAGCGCUCAAGGAUCCUACCUCAACCAAGUCUUGACCAUGAUCGUGGACAAGUUUCACGACACUCGCCCAUCCGCGUGGCGAGUCCCCGAUUUCCCCGAGAUCAGCCGCCACACGAUGCGAGAGAGGCUGCACUCGACUCUACAAUACCUUCUCAAAAUGUUCCCGUCUGCCAUUGCAGUUUUAGAAAACCUGCUGAGAAGCAAGUUCCCGUUCCUCGACGAUUCGAUGAGAGUCCACAUGGCCUACAUCCACAAUCUCCUCCAAGUCAAAGAAUACGUGCCCGACUUGCAAGAAGACGUUUUCGACAUGAUACUAGAUCGCGUUGUUAAAAUUGACUCACAGAUGCAGUUGGAUUUGGAAGACACGGAUGAUGACAUCACGGCCGCCGUCAUGUACGCGCUGCGCGAGAACCGCCAGGAAGAGGCAGGAAGCUGGGAAGACGAGGCAGAUGACGACAGCGAUACCGAAUCCGUCGAUAGCGACGACGUAGAUUAUGACCAAGAGGCCGUUCGAAUCAAGACUCUUAAGGACAGCGUGGAGAAGAUGGACUCGAUGCUUGAUACCCUGUUCGACGUUUACACACCGCAUUUCACAAACCCUGGGUCAGACAAGGCGUUUGACAUGUUCAUCACUAUCCUGCGCGAGUUUGAUCAAAUGGUCUUGCCAACAUACAAAUCACGACAUACACAAUUCCUCAUCUUUCAUUUCGCUCAGCAGCACGAGCGGCUUACAGACGCGUUUUGCGGUCAGCUCAUUGCUAGCGCCUUCCAGAGCAACACGCCAAAUAUUUUGAAGCAGGCUGCUGCCGCGUAUCUGGCAAGCUUUGUUGCCCGAGGAGCCCUCGUGCCGCGCAGCCUGGUGCGCACGAUUUUUAUGCUCUUGAUCCAUCACCUGGACCAGUACCGCAGGAAAUAUGAGCCCCUUUGCCGCGGUCCGGAUCUAAAGCGCUUUCACCCUUACUACAGCCUGUUGCAGGCCACCCUUUACAUAUUUUGCUUCCGCUGGCAGGACUUGGUUGUGUCUGCCCCCGAGUUUGUCGACCCUGAAGACCCGGCAUCAUAUAUUGGCCAGGACCUUGAGUGGAUUGGUACGACGAGGAAAGAUCUCUCGACGCACGUCUUUGGCAAACUCAACCCACUCAAGGUUUGUGCGCCGGUCAUCGUCGAUGAGUUUGCUAAGCUGGCGCACCGGCUCAAUUUCAUGUAUGCGUAUCCGCUGAUUGAGAGCAACAAACGCAUCCGCUUGACACAGUUCUUGUCAUCAACUUACUCCACUGGAGGAGCCCUCCGAGACUCUGGUUUCGAUACCCAAGAAGAGAGCUUUCACCAACUGGACCCAUAUUUCCCGUUUGAUCCAUACCAGCUACCAGUGAGCAAACGCUGGCUGGCGGAAGACUACGUACACUGGAAAUCAAUCCCGGGUUUGAAUGCAGAGGACGAAGAGGAAGAUAGUGACGAUUUUGAUGAGGAUGAGGAUGAUGAAGAGCUUGAAGAGGGCACCGCAACCGAUAGCGACGGCGGUGAAUCCGAGUAA
Messenger RNA from Trichoderma virens Gv29-8, 2067 nucleotides. RefSeq lists its product as uncharacterized. The record is from RefSeq and is a predicted model, not a curated record. Gene Ontology annotation, biological process: transcription initiation at RNA polymerase I promoter. Bases 1 to 2067 code for a protein of 688 amino acids. The transcript has a single exon. Gene Ontology annotation, cellular component: nucleus. Lineage: Eukaryota; Fungi; Ascomycota; Sordariomycetes; Hypocreales; Hypocreaceae. Gene Ontology annotation, molecular function: RNA polymerase I general transcription initiation factor activity; RNA polymerase I core binding.